Vanessa atalanta (red admiral) is the source of this 2113-nucleotide messenger RNA. RefSeq names its product serine/threonine-protein kinase 40-like. The transcript is spliced from 7 exons. NCBI's taxonomy places the organism in Eukaryota, Metazoa, Arthropoda, Insecta, Lepidoptera, Nymphalidae. The coding region runs from base 205 to 2091 and encodes 628 amino acids. Gene Ontology annotation, biological process: protein phosphorylation. The record is from RefSeq and is a predicted model, not a curated record. Gene Ontology annotation, molecular function: protein kinase activity; ATP binding.
UAAAUUGGACAUAAACGUAGUGAUUCCAUUCUCUUUGGUGGACAUCUGUCCAAGUAAAUAAAAGAAUUAGAUUUUCUCUUUUUACCGUUGGUAUAAUACAAAAAACAAUGCUGUAACAAACGUCUUUUAAACUAACAUUAAUUUUGUGACUCAACAGUUUUGCAGUGCAAAGUUUUGUUAAGCUAUUUUAAUUUGUUAUAAGUUAUGGAUCAAGAGAAGCCAGGGUGCAGUGUAAAUCAUGGAAAACGGACUCGACCUUUGUUACUGCAACCAAGUCCCAAGAUUGCGAGAAUAUCAGCCUAUGCAAGUUCAACGUCUAGCUCUGUGCUUAAAAAUUCAAAAAAAUUAGGUCCUAAUUCGCCUAGGAAGACUAAAUUGUCUUAUAACAAAAGUGACGUACCAGCACUAGGGACACCUGUUCCCGACUAUCAUGUUCGAAAGGCUGGUCCUUAUUUGUUAGGCCCCAAACUGGGGCCUAGUCCUGUUAAAAGUAUAGUUCAGUGUUUAGCACGUAAAGAAAAGACUGAUGAUUAUUACCAAAUAAAAAUCUUGACUCUUCGUAAUGAAGGACAAGUUGAAACGCAAGAUGAUAGACAAGGGAAGAUGCUUUUACAUACGGAGUAUUCAUUAUUAUCACUUCUUAAGGAUCAGGAUGGUGUUAUUCAUCACCAUGGGCUAUUUAAGGAUCAUGCCUUAGAUGAAGUACCAAAUCCAAAUGGCCCAGGAUUUGUUUACACGGGUCGAGUUCGACAAAGACUUUUUUUAGUAUUAGACAGUGUUAAUGCACAUCAGUUUAGCGAGAAAGGCAGUGAACUUAUCAAUCUUCAACAGUAUGUUACGAAAGUGAAAAAAGUACCAGAGAAAGAAGCCAUAUUAAUAUUCUAUGAUAUAGUCAGGGUUGUAGCUAAUUUGCAUAAGAGAAACAUAGUGCACAGAGACUUAAAACUUGGCAAUAUAGUGUUGAAUCAGCGAACAGGGCGAGUAGUUAUAACAAAUUUCUGUCUUGGAACACAUUUAGGCAGUGACAGGGAUCUUUUGAAAGACCAAAGAGGUUCCCCAGCAUACAUAUCACCAGAUGUUUUGAUGUGUAAACCUUACCUCGGUAAACCAUCUGACAUGUGGGCUCUCGGCGUGGUCCUAUACACUAUGUUAUAUGGCCAAUUUCCAUUCUGCGAUACGAGUCUGGCGCAGUUGUUUAGUCGCAUACAAGCUGCAAAUUAUAAUAUACCACCGGACGGCAACUCUGUACAAGUGUCUGACAACACAGUAUUUUUAAUUCAAAGGCUGCUUGUCAAAGAUCCUAAACACAGACUAUUAGCAGAUCAGGUUUUAGACCAAUUGUCAAGUAUAAUAGCGAGCUACGUUGUUAUACCGAAUCCACCUGAAGAUUUACAAGUUGUACCUGACAUUCCACUGGACGAAGAGAAAGAGAAACCUGCGAAUGGUGGAUCGAGUGAAAUAGAUAGAAAACCAUUCCUAACAAUACCGGAGAGUGGGGAGAGAACGCCUAAUUCUAAUGACGAGCUUGGAGUGUUCUGCGUACCCCUUCCCGACUUCCUAGCUCUAAACUUUCCAUCGCCGACCAGAGUGACGCAAAGCAGUAUACUCGUCCAUCCGACGACACCAGUUGAAUCGACCAAUCAGACGCAACGGCAAAUAACCGUGCAGAGAAUUGGUCGAGACGCAAGACCGUUACUUCCAUGCGAAAUAGCAAGAUACCAGCACAUGUUCACACCGAAUCAACGUCCAGAAGCUUCUAGAAGAUCCGAAGUUCAGAACUUCGUUCCGGAAACGAGGAGCGAUCGUCCGGAAAGUUCUAGAUUAAGAACGUUAGCUCAGAGGAUACCUAGAUUGAAUGCAGUAGCGUCAACGUCUAAUCCAGAUUUCAGAGUUAUACCCUGGUCUGAGAGAUCUAGACUGCAGAUGGAUAGAUUAGACCAGGAUUACGUUUUAAGAUUGCCUGUUCUAGAUAUUUCUAGAAUGCCUAGUAAUAGAAUUAUGAAUCCAGCCCCGAUACAUACAGUGAAUCCUGAAGCAGUUGUAAAUAAUCCAAGACCACCUGCGGACAAUUCAGAACUUGAGUAUAAUUGAAAUAAUAAACAAUCACAAUAUA